Molecule: messenger RNA, 2364 nt
Organism: Ramularia collo-cygni
Lineage: Eukaryota; Fungi; Ascomycota; Dothideomycetes; Mycosphaerellales; Mycosphaerellaceae
Product: related to C2H2 zinc finger protein
Exons: 3
Coding region: 1-2364 (787 amino acids)
Biological process (GO): regulation of transcription by RNA polymerase II; DNA-templated transcription
Cellular component (GO): chromatin
Molecular function (GO): DNA-binding transcription factor activity, RNA polymerase II-specific; zinc ion binding; RNA polymerase II cis-regulatory region sequence-specific DNA binding
Source: RefSeq, a predicted model, not a curated record
AUGACGAGACAUCGCCAGAAAGACGCCGAAGGCAGCGAGCUGAUGACCCGGAAGCGGGCGUGGAAAGAUCCUGAAGGUCGAAUUGUCAAGAAAAGACCUUUCUUGGACAGCACUCAAGACGUCCCAACGACUGAGGUAUCGCAGACGAAUGUAGUGACCGUUCCGCUUCCACCAUCACCUCCUGGAAGUGCUUCAUCCAAUCUCGCUGCAUCUCCGAGCCAGCUCUUCGACCCAACUCAAACAUAUCAUGAUGGCUUUGAACAAGUAGACAUCCUCCAGCCUUGCACAUUCGAGGCUACCGGUGGCCAAGACCUUUUCUGGGAGAGCAUUCCACCCUUAUCCGAUCCUGGACAUAGUACUGGUCCAUUGGACGACAUCUUCAUGCCUGAUACUGCAAGUUCGUUCAAUAUGCCUUACACCACCAUGACGAAUUACAAUUGGCUCUUUGAUCUUUCGCUGGAUCCAGAGUUCCACUCUGAUACAUCCCUCGGUCUCAACGUCGUCCAGAACGACCAGCCUCGAGCUCCUCCUCAACAGGGUCAUUCCGAGCAGAUUGCACGCGAGAAGCAUCAGAACGCUGGUGCAAUAGGUGUGUCUUCAACCCAGGGCAACGGCAAGGAGAAGUUGAGCUGCUCCUCCUGCUAUCAAUCUCCACGCAAGGUCCUACAGGAAACUCCCAUGUGUCUAUUAGAGCCCAACAAGCAAUUGCCUACUCUAUGUGACCUCACGCGAGACCGAAUUCUGAAAGUCAUCGAUCUUUGCAGACCUACAUCUCCGGAUGGCAAUACCAUAACCAGUUCUCACCAGCUGCUGACACUUGCAUCUCUCCAAUCUUACCUCGAUCUAUUCUUCACUCGCUUCAACACGGUGUAUCCUUUGAUUCACCUGUCGACAUUCAACCCAACAAGCAUUGAACCAAUUCUCUUACUAUCGGCCAUCCUAUUGGGAGCAACCUAUGCCGACAAAGAGGCUCAUCAGCUUGCAGUUUGUAUUCAUGAUGUUCUACGGCCCUACAUAUUCAGCUGUCCUGGGUUCAAUGCACGAGCGGAGCUUCCAAUCCUGCAGGCUAUCCUACUGACAGAGUGUCUGGGUAAGUCUCGAGCAGGACAACGUCAGCACGAUAUGAGCCAUCUAUUCCAUGGACUUCUUAUCAAUCUCAUCAGAAGAAGCGAAUGUCAGACCGCCGACCCCGAGACGGUGGGCAAAGACUUGGAUGGCGAUAUCGAGUCUCACUGGCGGAAAUGGGCGGAUUUGGAGUCCAAGAAGAGGCUUGCGCAAAUAUGCUUCAUCUGGGAUGUUCAGCAUGCAGUACUAUUCAGUCAGUCGCUGUGCAUGUCAGCUUUUGAGCUACGAACAGCUUUGCCUUGCGAUCAGUCAGUUUGGGAGGCCACAUCUCCACUGGCAUGGAAAGUCGCUUGGAAGACACAGAAGCAGACAUCUCUCAAUCUUCUCGCUGUGCUGAAAUCAUACCUGAGUCCCCAUCGAGAGGUAACGCAGCGCGAUCUCAAUGCCAUCUCCAGAAUAGUUAUUCUCCACGGUCUCAUGUCCAUCUCAUGGGAUAUGGAAAGACGGGACCAGACAUCGCUAGGAUCUUUGGGCAACGGAAUCGUCUCUGGAUCCUGGCGUGAGCGAAUGAUACAGUCAUAUGAUCUCUGGAAGGCAGACUUUGAUCGGUGCAUGGUGGAUAUGAAACUCCAACUCCCACCCACGUCAAAAGACCCAGUCCCUAGCGAGGAACUAUCUUGGAGACAAGGUCUCGCGACUUACGAGAUAACGAGCAACGCUAUAUAUCACGCUGCGAGUCUAGUCCUACUAUCAGAGAUUCUCGACCUACAAAUCUAUGGAGGAGCCAGACACAUUCUAGGUCGACCAGUCUCCAGAGCGGACUAUGCUCGUUCGCAAAAGAUUGUGAAGCGUUGGGCAACUGAAACUCCCAAGCGGGCUAUAAAGGCAACAUGGCAUUCUGCAUGUCUCUUGCGAGAUUUCUCAGAGAGCAAAGAAGAACCUUUCAUCUCCGUGGACGUUUUUCAUCAUCCUUGGACUAUCUUCCUGGCCAGCUUGACGCUUUGGGCAUUCUAUCAAGCACGACCAGCUGAUAGUACUGAUAAUGACGAUGAGAUGAUAUGGGAUGCGAAAAAGCACAUGAAAGAGCUCCUCGAUGGGAUUGUUGGACUUGAUUGUCACGGCCAAGAGCUGCUUGUUGUCCCAAUGAUACAUCGAGGGAGUAAUUGUACUGCGGGACUUACUGCUACGGUUGUGGGUCAUUUGAGUAAAAUUCGUUGGGCUGUUGUUCAUGAUGGUAUGAUGGUUUUGAAGGGGUUGGUGCCCUGGAGGUUGAUUUGUGAGGAUGAUGGACGGAAGUAG